GACAUUUCUUAAAAACAACUUUUAUUAUUCGAAAACAAAUGAAUUGCUAUAAAUAUGCCCGUGGAUUUUCCGAAGAAUACCAUUUUAUUUCUAUUUGCACAUUGACAGUAAUUGAAAAGCUAAAAAUGCUUACGAGGAAAUUUUCUACACCAGUUUCCAGAGCUGUGCUGCUUUUCUCCACACUACUUUUUAUUGAAGUCGAGUUUUUAUAUGCACAAGGUACUACAAAAGCAACGACAAAUGCAACAACUACAACAACUACGACUACUGCAGCUCCUCCAGCACCACCACCAGUUGGAGGUCCUGGGACAAAUAUUGAAUUGGUUGUAGUUAUAAGUGGAUCAGGAACGGGGACACCAAGUACGACAGCCACAACGAAGAGUUUACCUCCAACACCUCCUAUAAUAAGACCACCUCCGAUCAAAAGACCACCUCCGAUCAAAAGACCACCUCCGAUCAAAAGACCACCUCCGAUCAAAAGACCUCCUCCAAUAAAAAGACCUCCACCAAUAAAAAGACCUCCACCAAUAAAAAGACCUCCUCCAAUAAAAAGACCUCCACCAAUAAAAAGGCCGCCGCCGAUCAGAAGACCACCACCAAUAAAACGACCAGUACCCAUAAGGAGACCGCCGGUGAUAAGACUACCUCCAAGAAGACCACCUUUCAGGAGGUUCCGUAGAAAAAUAAGGUUGUAAAAUGUCAAAAAAUAUUCAGAAUAAAUAAAAUUGCUAGAAUUUGCCACAAAUUAAA
Messenger RNA from Zeugodacus cucurbitae (melon fly), 750 nucleotides. RefSeq lists its product as uncharacterized. NCBI's taxonomy places the organism in Eukaryota, Metazoa, Arthropoda, Insecta, Diptera, Tephritidae. The record is from RefSeq and is a predicted model, not a curated record. The coding region runs from base 39 to 695 and encodes 218 amino acids. The transcript has 2 exons.